Salvia splendens (bonfire salvia) is the source of this 1737-nucleotide messenger RNA. Its product is annotated as protein indeterminate-domain 5, chloroplastic. Gene Ontology annotation, molecular function: DNA-binding transcription factor activity. NCBI's taxonomy places the organism in Eukaryota, Viridiplantae, Streptophyta, Magnoliopsida, Lamiales, Lamiaceae. The record is from RefSeq and is a predicted model, not a curated record. Gene Ontology annotation, cellular component: nucleus. The transcript is spliced from 5 exons. Bases 48 to 1493 code for a protein of 481 amino acids.
CGAAAGCAUGGCAGCUUCUUCUUCAUCAGCUUUCCUUUCAUUAAGAGAUGAAAACGAGUCGCAGCAGCAGCAGCAGCAGCUUCCUCCUCCUAACAAGAGAAGGCGGAACCAGGCCGGAAAUCCAAGCAAAUCCGGAUGCGGAAGUAAUUGCGCUGUCGCCGAAGACGCUGAUGGCGACGAACCGGUUCGUGUGCGAGGUCUGCAACAAGGGCUUCCAGAGGGAGCAGAAUCUGCAGCUGCACCGCCGCGGGCACAAUCUGCCGUGGAAGCUGCGGCAGAAGAGCACCAAGGAGGUGAAGCGGAAGGUGUAUCUGUGCCCCGAGCCGAGCUGCGUGCACCACGACCCGUCCCGGGCGCUCGGGGACCUCACUGGAGUAAAAAAGCACUACUCAAGGAAGCACGGCGAGAAGAAGUACAAGUGCGAGAAAUGCUCGAAGAAAUACGCCGUCAAUUCCGAUUGGAAAGCUCAUUCGAAAACCUGCGGCACAAGAGAGUAUCGAUGCGACUGCGGCACCCUUUUCUCAAGGCGCGACAGUUUCAUCACUCACCGAGCCUUCUGCGACGCGCUGGCUCAGGAGAGUGCGCGGAACCUGAACCCGCCCAGCAUCGGAGGCCACCUCUUAGGGCUCUCCCAACAAGAUAAGAUGAACCAAGGAGCCCUAUCAAGUCAUGACAUACUUAGAUUGGGCAGGCCCAGCCCCCGAUACGAAACCCUAGUCAGCCCGGGAGGCUUCAACCCUUCUCCGCGGCCCUCAUUCGUCCACCCGAAUCACGACCACGAUCAUCAAAAUCAACCUUCCUAUAAUUCCAUGUUUCCCAACAAAUCAUCACUGCAAGGCCUCAUGCACCUUCCCCAACUCCACAUGAACAACACCUCCCCCAACUCCUCCACCGGCCUCUUCAACCUCAGCUUCUUCCCCGGGAACACCAACAACGCCGCCUCCACCAUGGAAGGCGGCCCCCACAACUCCACUUCCGGAGAAGAUUCCACCCUCUUCUCAUCAGGUAACCUCAUGAGCAUUGCGAUCCCAUCGCUGUACAGCACCUCGCAAGGCAUGCAAAGCCCCAGCGGAGGAGCUCAGAUGUCGGCGACGGCGCUUCUCCAGAAAGCGGCCCAGAUGGGCUCCAACACCAGCAACAACGGCGGCGCGUCUUCGUCACUGCUGAAGAGCUUCGGGAAGUCGCCCGACCACCACAGCUUCGGGGAUGGAAGCAUAUACAAUGGAGGAGGAAACCAUAUGCAGGAGUUGAUGAACUCCAUUGCGGCGGCGGGAGUGGGCCCGGGGGCGGCGCCUAUGUUCGAGCAGGUGGAGUACAGAGGGUUCCAUGGAGGGAACAGCAAUGGAUUGAGCAGCUUGGAGCAAGCGGGGAGGCUGACCAGGGAUUUUCUUGGAGUUGGAGAGAUUGUGAGAAGUGUGAGAGAACAACAACAAAGUGGGAUGGAUCAUCUCGGAAAACAAACACAGCCUUUUGGAGAGGGGAGUUUUCACUGAAUAAUCCUGACUUUAGACUGCGAAUUGAUCGUUUUACAGGAGAUCAAGCGGAUUGAUUGAAGAAGAUGGCUAGCCCCUAGCAUGUGUGUAUAUGGAUCCAAAUCAAAAAGAAAAAGAAAAAGUUUUUUUUUUUGCUUCUGCUCUUAUAGUUAUGUUAGGUGAACUAGAAGAACUGAAACUUGUUAUUUUAAAUUUUGUAGUUUGACAAUUUUUGUUCUUUUGAAUCAACAUUUUUUUAGACAAA